AUGCACCAUAUACCCGGACCAGCGGUCCACCCUAUCCUCCCUGCGCCUCUCCGUAUCCGAUCUCCCGAUGCUCUCCUGCCAGUACAUCCAGAAGGGCGUCCUCCUCCCCGCGCCGCCCCUCCCCUCCGCCGACCUCAUCCCCCUCCUCAAGCUCUCCCUCUCCCGCACCCUCUNCACGCCGGCCACAGCCGCCCCCUCCUCGCCGUCCAGGUCACCGAGCUCUCCGGUGCCCUCUUCGUCGGCUGCGCCGCCAACCACGCCGUCGUCGACGGCACCUCCUUCUGGAACUUCUUCAACACCUUCGCCUCCAUCACCGCCGCCGCCUCCACCACGCAGAUCCCCCGGCCGCCGCCGCCGUCUUUCAAGCGAGACACCGUCUUCGACUCUCCGGCGGUCCUCCCCCUACCGGAAGGCGGCCCCUCGGCCACCUUCUCCGGCGACGAGCCCCUUCGUGAAAAAAUCUUCCACUUCUCUCGCGACUCCAUCCUCCAGCUCAAGGCCAAGGCCAACAGCCCUGGUCUUCAGCCCGAGAUCUUCGGUAAACAAAGGAACGACAUAAAGAUAACAAGACCCGUAGUCAAAUCAGAUCCCACGGUCGAGAUCUCAUCUUUCCAGUCCCUGUCCGCCCAGCUCUGGCGGUCAGUGACUCGCGCCCGAAACCUACCCGCCGAAAAAACGACCACUUUCCGGAUGGCCGUCAACUGCCGCCACCGGCUCGAGCCGCGGCUCGACCCUCUCUAUUUCGGGAACGCAAUCCAGAGCAUCCCGACUGCUGCAGCAGUCGGGGAACUCCUCUCCAACGGGCUCGGUUGGGUUGCCGGGCGGCUCCACCGAAACGUGUUGGCGCACGACGACUCAACCGUUCGAGCCGGGAUUAAGGAGUGGGAAGAAAACCCGAGACUUUUCCCGCUGGGAAAUUUCGACGGGGCCAUGAUUACGAUGGGGAGUUCUCCGAGGUUUCCGAUGUACGACAAUGAUUUUGGGUGGGGGAGGCCGAUGGCCGUGAGGAGCGGUCGGGCGAAUAAGUUCGACGGGAAGAUAUCGGCAUUUCCUGGUCGGGAGGGGAACGGGAGUGUGGAUCUCGAGGUGGUGCUAGCGCCGGAGACUAUGGCCGGAUUAGAGAACGAUUCCGAGUUCAUGCAAUACAUUUCGUAA
Messenger RNA from Striga asiatica, 1155 nucleotides. Lineage: Eukaryota; Viridiplantae; Streptophyta; Magnoliopsida; Lamiales; Orobanchaceae. The record is from the annotation of a GenBank genome assembly.